Messenger RNA from Erythranthe guttata (spotted monkey flower), 1625 nucleotides. The record is from RefSeq and is a predicted model, not a curated record. Lineage: Eukaryota; Viridiplantae; Streptophyta; Magnoliopsida; Lamiales; Phrymaceae.
AUGGAGAUCGUAAUCGGAUCAAUAAUGCCUUUCGUAUUAGCCACCGUACUAAUAAUUAUCUCUUCAACGGAAUUAAUCGUCGCACAAACGGCUUUCACAGCUAUGUUUGCGUUUGGAGAUUCAUUAACCGAUCCUGGUAACAACAAUUACUUGAAUUCAUUAGCAAAGGCUAAUUACAUCCCUUACGGGGUCGACUUCUACCAAGGCCCUUCUGGCAGAUUUUGCAACGGAAAAACCGUCGUAGAUUUUCUUGGAGAGAUGAUGGGAAUUCCUGUGCUACCAGCUUACACAAGCCCUUUUGCUACUGGUCAAAACAUUCUUAAAGGAGUCAACUAUGCUUCUGCAGCUGGAGGGAUUCUUCAAGAGACUGGACACAAUCUUGGUGAAAGGUUCAGCUUAUCACAGCAAGUAGAAAACUUUGAGAACACGUUGAACGUGUUGAGGAGCCAAAUGGAAGACGAAGAAUUGAGCGAUUAUUUGGCUAAGGCAUUGGUUGUACUAUCACUUGGCAGUAAUGACUACAUCAAUAAUUAUCUUCAGCCUUCAUUUUACACCACCAGUUAUAUCUAUAACCCUAAAGACUACGCCGAUCUUCUCGUAAACCGCUACACUAGGCAAAUUCUGUUGGUCCAGGCAAUCCAUAGCUUAGGACUAAGAAAAUUCUUUAUAGCUGGAAUUGGACCGCUGGGGUGCAUCCCUAAUCAGCUAGCAACAGGUGCACCUGGACCAGGAAAGUGUGUGGACUACACGAACGAAGUCGUUACAAUGUUCAAUGAGAGGCUUCAAUCACUUGUGGAUGAGCUCAACAACAAGUAUAAUAAUGAAUCCAUUUUCGCUUAUGGCAAUAGUUUUGGGGCAGUUGUGGAUAUACUCAACAAUGCCAGGGCUUAUGGAUUUAGGGUGACGGACAAAGGGUGUUGCGGGAUAGGAAGAAACAAAGGGCAAGUGACAUGCCUUCCGUUAUCGGUGCCAUGCAUUAAGAGAAACGAGUAUAUGUUUUGGGAUGCCUUUCAUCCAACACAAGCUGUCAACCAAAUUUUGGCUGAUAGGGCUUUUUCUGGCUCCACAUUUUACACCUAUCCACUUAAUAUACAACAGAUGGGGCUGCUUUAAAUUAAAUUAAACAACUUCCUUAAUUCUCUUAGAGUUCAAUAUGUUCUUGCUUUGUUUAAUAUAAUGUAAGAAAAAAAUUGAAAUAAAGUGUGCAUCUUCAAGACAGCAAACAAACAUCAAAGUAGUAGAAAAGGACUUUGUCUGUAAUAGUUCUGAUUUAUUUUGCUUUGUUUAUUAAUCAAUGCUAAUCUCCCUCCAUGCAUCAAUCUCUUAGCUUCCAUAAUAAUUGUCAUUUUUAAAUGUAAGAAAAAUGUAACUUAUAUUUACGACUGACCGGUAAACAAAAUUUUCAAUAAUGUACAUUUUUUGUACUAUUCAAUAAACGAAAGACUUUCUCUUUGUGUAGCCACGACGUUCUUGAACACAGUUCCGAUUCUGUGUCUUUGAAAGCAAAUUCGCACAAGUUGUUUGCCCUAGUCUAUAAGAUAUGCAAGAAUAGAUUUAUAGUUAAAAGCAAAUUAUUUACAAUCAAUGCCAAUUAUAGAGUACAAAACAUACAAGAAAAUUAAUGC